Messenger RNA from Cylicocyclus nassatus, 1179 nucleotides. NCBI's taxonomy places the organism in Eukaryota, Metazoa, Nematoda, Chromadorea, Rhabditida, Strongylidae. The record is from the annotation of a GenBank genome assembly.
AUGUAUACACACGGGGCCUGUGAGAACGGGCUUGGAGAUGACGAAGCUCAGGCAGUGCUCGAGCUGAUCAAUGAAGCACGUUCAAGUCUGGCCAAAGGAGAACUCGAGGGAAACGGAGAUUAUUUCACGGCAGCUAAGAACAUGAACAAACUGGCUUGGAGCUGCGAACUUGAGUCACAUGCAGCGAAACUGAUUGGCUUUUGCGAUAUGCCGCUUCCUUCUGAAAUCCCAGUUAUCGCAGAUGGUCUCGGCUGGAGUCACGUGUGGGAAGAUCACGAACCGGGAAACCCUGCUAUAGAAAUCGUGGACAUGGUUCAGUCGAUACUCAAUCUUAAAAUAAUUACGGAUCCUAGGGGUCUGAGCAAUUACUCAGACAAUGGUGCACCAUCCUUUCCUAACUUGAUGCAAGCGGCAGCUACGAAAUUGGGCUGCACAAUCCAGCAUUGUCCAUCAUUAUAUGAUUACUAUGAUGAGUCUGUCAGUGUAUUAUGUCUAACGGACCGAACAUUGACGGACGGCUCUGAAGUUUAUACAGAAGGGAGUGCUGAUGACUGCGAAUGCUCAGGAGAUCGUGUGUGUAAUCCUGUCACUAUGAUAUGUGAGGUGCCUACCGCGACUUUUACUACAAGCACUAUAAUCACCACUACACCCACUACGACCUCUACGACUAUGGCUAUAAAACCUUCUAGUAACGCAGUGUCACCUUUCUCUACAAGAGAAGCACAAUCUAAUAUAAGUCUACAGUCCACUAGUCCACAAUCCUCUACAAGUUGGCCAUUUACUACUGCAUCUACAAAAAGUAUAAAAUCAACAAGACAAUGCGUCACAAGGCCACGUUGUGUCCCUGCAAAGUCAAGGAAAGCGAGAGCUGCAAAUUUUGGAGAGACAUUUUCUGGAAAACUAAAAAGGCACAUGUCACAGAAGAUGAUGAAAAAGAUAGACACCGUUGAAGAUCAGUUUACCGCUGAGCCGCAGAAUGACACUACAAGCGAAGUAUCAGUUCAAGAUGAUAUUUGCACUGGAAAAAAGUUAUUGAGCAUUACAACAGCUGUUGAAUUCGUCGAUGUCCUAAAGAAAAACGAAAAUCUGUGGUUGUUAGUGCUUUCGUGGUCAUAUAAAAGUGAAAGAGUGAAAGCCAUUACAGGAAGAUCCAACAUCGUUUGCAAAAUUGAAGGAUAA